UAACCUAACAGCUGAUUAGACGAUAUCAAAUUAAGUAACAACAAAUAUACAUCAUAUAACGGAAAAUAUGUUGUGCCGGCGCUCAUUGUUGGGCGUAACGACAAGAUGCCUAAGACUCUCGUCCACGCAGCAACACAGAUCCAGUCAGCCGGAAAGCGACCAAGCCAUCGGCCUCCUGCCCGCCUACUCGGAUGCAGAUCGUUUAAAGAUCUUGAAGACGAUUAAUGAAAACGGCAUGAAUCAGAUAGCCAACUACGACAUAACCAAGGCGAGGGCCACCAAGCUGCAAAACUGGAAGGACCGUCACGGACCGCUGCAGGAACUCAGCGACAUCCUGUAUGUGGAGGGAUUCGGACUGAAGGUCACCACCAAGUUCUUCAAGAGUCUGCUUGCGUCGCCGAGCAGUGGGAGCGCAGCAGUAGGGGAAAAUAGACCAAAGACUGCACGAGUCGCGCCCUUUAUAACACCGGCCAUGGACGAGGGACAGCGUUCCCGCAUUGCAUCUGCUGUAGGUGUGCGCAUCGGAGUGACCAGUGUAAGUUGGGCGAGAUUAAAGAUCGGGAGCAACGAAGCUCCCUGUUUGCUCACGCACUGGCAGCACCAUGAGCUGAACGACAAGAAGCUGCAUUUGUCAGAACUUUCCCGCCGCUGCCUCUAUGUAUCUCACCAGAUACCGGAGGCCGAUUGCUACGUCAUGGAGAGUCCACAAAUGGCCCAGGCCAGCAGCAACCCAGGGAGCAUCGAUCAACAGAACGUGAACAUCCAGAAGGCCCAGGUGGCCGCAAUCAUGAGCUUCUCGUUGAUGGCCCGUUCAGAUGGUGAUGAGAACAAGACGAACAACGUCUACUACAUGCGACGUUUUCUCUCAGCCCGGCUAUUUAAUCACCUGGUGGGUACUGAGCGCGUGUCGUCCGAGGACACGAUAUUGGCCAUGAUGCGAACCCAUUACAACGUGGAACAUCAGAUCCCCGAAACAGAGUCCCCGUUGGAGCUGCGCAAACUGAUCGACUUUCCCGCUGACUUACGCCUCGUAUUCUCGCAGCAAGAGCGCUAUCAGCGCGAGCUCCUAGGCCAGGCACUUCUCCUCAGCUUAGCCUUUACUCGUCUCGUGCUUCAGCAAGAUCCGGAAAGCAUCGCAUCCGUGUCGCGCAACUCCAAAGACUCUCCUCCAAGUCGAGCCACUUGAAAAGCUACAAGUACACUGUAAUAAUAUGGAUUGGAGUCCUUUUUGCACUUUGUAUUAUACUGACCCAUUGAACAAUU
Molecule: messenger RNA, 1263 nt
Organism: Drosophila sechellia
Lineage: Eukaryota; Metazoa; Arthropoda; Insecta; Diptera; Drosophilidae
Exons: 2
Coding region: 68-1186 (372 amino acids)
Biological process (GO): mitochondrial transcription; transcription elongation by mitochondrial RNA polymerase
Cellular component (GO): mitochondrial nucleoid
Molecular function (GO): DNA polymerase processivity factor activity
Source: RefSeq, a predicted model, not a curated record